CUAGCUUUCAAGUAAGAGCUACACUUUCCGUUUGAGUUGAGCAGCUCAUCCCUCCAUCCACCAUGGCAGACGAGUCCGACAUGCGCAACGAGCUGAAUGACAUGCAGGCCAGAGCCGAUCAGCUGGGCGAUGAAUCUUUGGAGAGCACUCGACGCAUGCUGCAGCUGGUCGAAGAGAGUAAAGAUGCUGGUAUCAGAACUUUGGUUAUGCUGGACGAACAGGGAGAGCAACUGGAGCGCAUCGAAGAGGGAAUGGAUCAGAUCAAUAAGGACAUGAAAGAAGCAGAAAAGAAUUUGACGGAUCUAGGAAAUCUCUGUGGUCUAUGUCCGUGUCCAUGUAACAAGUUGAAAGGUGGUGGUCAGUCCUGGGGUAAUAACCAGGACGGGGUGGUGUCCAGCCAGCCAGCCCGUGUGGUCGAUGAACGCGAGCAGAUGGCCAUCAGCGGAGGAUUCAUCCGCAGGGUAACAAAUGAUGCGCGGGAGAAUGAAAUGGAUGAGAAUUUGGAGCAGGUCGGGAGUAUCAUCGGUAACCUUCGCCACAUGGCUCUCGACAUGGGCAACGAGAUCGACACCCAGAACCGUCAAAUCGACAGGAUUAUGGACAUGGCUGACUCCAACAAAACCAGGAUCGACGAAGCCAACCAGCGGGCCACAAAGAUGCUGGGAAGUGGCUAAAAUCCCUCGGAGAAGUGCUUCGUGUCCCGUUCCCCGUCCCCCCGCCGUUCCUGCACCAGUGCACAUGUGCUUUCACCACGGUAUUCGGCCCGACCGGCUCGCACACAUGCACUUCUCAGCCCCUCUGCGCUCUAUCUAGAACGUGUCGUCGUGUAUGUGUCUGUCUUUACUGAUAGUCUAGCAAAUGGUCACAUUUACUCUGUAUCUUUUCUCUCCAAAGGUUAAAUGUACAUAGUGCAUAUUUGAUGGCUAGAACUCACGUGUGAAGUUUCUUCUUCUUUUAUUUUUGUCUUUCAUUUUCUUUAUCAAGUGUAUAUCAUCAAGUCCAUUUACACACCAUUUUUUUUUGUUUGUUGUUGAUGAAAUUUCUUAAGGUUUUCAGUCAUCUGUGUGUCCAUGCUCUCUGUGUUUUACUCUAUAUAAGCCAUGCUUCAUAUUGAGACGUAGCGCAGCAGGAGAUGAAUUAGAGAUGGUGAGGCGCUGGAGAUCACAUGACAGUUUGCUUAUCUUAGCCUGCCAUUUUGUAAUCGCCUUUAGACAGUGUUCAGUGACGAUUAUUCCACCUUAAAGUGGUCAUCCAUGUAUGCGGCGUGUCACUUUCACGUGUUAUUACCCUCCUCGAGUCCUCCCUUAUGUGUAGACAUUACCAUACAAGCAUGGGCAUGUCGGUACAUGCAUUCGGUUUUGAAGUCACGUCACAAAAUAGUGCCACACUUUUUAUUUUCUGUACAUCUGCGAAAUGUGUCAGUUGGUGUAAAAUCAGAACUAUAAGAAAUGCCAAUAAA
This is a messenger RNA of Danio rerio (zebrafish), 1459 nucleotides long. It is a transcript of the gene snap25b, whose product is annotated as synaptosome associated protein 25b. Lineage: Eukaryota; Metazoa; Chordata; Actinopteri; Cypriniformes; Danionidae. The record is from RefSeq and is marked validated. Gene Ontology annotation, molecular function: SNARE binding; voltage-gated potassium channel activity. Gene Ontology annotation, cellular component: membrane; synapse; plasma membrane. Gene Ontology annotation, biological process: potassium ion transmembrane transport; locomotory behavior.